Paramuricea clavata is the source of this 190-nucleotide messenger RNA. The record is from the annotation of a GenBank genome assembly. Lineage: Eukaryota; Metazoa; Cnidaria; Anthozoa; Malacalcyonacea; Plexauridae.
AUGGAUAAUUGUUCUCCUAUGACAAACAAUGGAACUGAUUCUAGUAUCGAUGAUGACUUGUCAAUUUGGAAGAAUGGUGUGUUGACUGCUGUACACGAAUUUAUCCCCACAAAACAUGUAAAUUCAAAAAGUUCACCUCCGCGGAUAACCCCAACCAUCUUGCAUCAAAUUCGUGAGAAAGUUAUCACUC